CCCCCUGGAGAAGGUACAACAUCAGAAGGUGCAAGAUAAACCUUAACCGACUCUUCGCACGGUGCUGCAUGGCUUCUCUCCUUCGACGGGCCGAACCUCCCCGGAGCUUCGUUGCAGCCUGAGGGGAGAGCUGAUUCCAUGUGGCACUCGGUGAUGCAGUCAGUGAACCCUGCGUAGUUUGAUCCUGUCUUUAAUACCCGGCCCAGGCAGUUCAAGGAGAGAGAAGCAGACCCAAGGAGGACAGCGCCAAUCAGAAGGUGUUUCCAGCUAUUCGGUGAGUGGAUGAGGCCCCUGCUACAGGGACACUGAGAGUGGAGCUGAAAAAAAUACGGGAGUAAAUAGGUAAUGGAGAUCUACAAUUCCUCUUAUGACAACUUGGUGGAUUAUGAUAUUUAUGAUGAUGAUUUGGCCACGGUUAGUGUUAAGCAAGAGCCAUCACAUGAUGCAAGAGACAUUGCUAGAAUCCUCUCUGUUGUAAUCUACAGCCUCACCUGCCUCCUGGGAAUACUGGGGAAUGGCCUAGUCAUCACGAUCAUCACUUUCAAGAUGAAAAAGUCCAUCAAUGCCAUUUGGUUUCUCAACCUGGCUGUUGCCGACUUUCUUUUCAACAUCUUCCUGCCGCUGAAUAUCGCGUACACCGCCAUGAACUACCAUUGGGUCUUUGGGGCAGCCAUGUGCAAGUUAAACUCCUUCCUCCUCAACCUGAACUUGUACAGCAGCGUGCUGCUGCUGACGACGAUCAGCCUUGACCGUUGUGUGUCCGUGGUCUUCCCAGUCUGGGCCCAGAACCAUCGAACCACCACUCUGGCUUGUUUGAUUUGCGUCGUCGACUGGGUGGUUGGUUUGGUCAUGAGUUUCCCAUCUCUCAUUUUCCGGGACACUGCAACUCACCAAGGCAAGGUGAUUUGUUUUAAUAACUACUCCUUGUCCAGAAAUACGUCUGACCAUCUUCAGGGUAUGAUGAGACACCAGACUGUAAACAUCAUCAGGUUUCUGACAGGGUUUGUCAUUCCCAUCACCAUCAUCACAGUCUGCUACAUGACCAUCGUCUUCAAGCUGAAAAGAAACCGGCUCGCCAAAUCCAAAAAGCCCUUCAAGAUCAUUGUCGCCAUUAUUGUGACCUUCUUCUUGUGCUGGGCCCCCUACCAAGUCCUGAACCUCCUGGAAACACAGCAUGACCACAUCUCCCAUAUGGUAUUCAUGAUUGGGAUUCCCAUCACCACGGCUCUGGCUGUGGCCAGCAGCUGCAUGAAUCCCAUCCUUUAUGUCUUCAUGGGCCAGGACUUUAAAAAGUUUAAGGUGACCAUCCUCUCCAGACUAGUAAACGCACUAAGUGAAGACACCACCCACUCGACUCUCGCUCAGAGGAGCUUCUCAAAGAUGUCCUCAAUGACUGAAAAGGAGACCGCCUUUCUCUGAGCAAUACCUGUGGUACCUGAGGGGCUCACCCAGGAUAAGCUCCCAUCAGCUUUUAUUUGGAUGCCAAAGAUAAUUGCACUGAGAUCUUUGAACAUUCUCUAGUGCUUUCAAAAUAUGGUUGAAGAAGUGUUCCAAGCACCGCCUGGGUUUUCCCGAUCCAAUCUGUGCAUCUGCCCACAUUAGUCAUGUCUGAUGACGGGUGCCAGGAAUCUUCACUAUAGGUUCUCUGACCCAGAUUGUUAAAAAGUGACAGACCAUAUGCACUCGCAAUACCAGUGCUGGUAGCGCUCCAUGUACCUUUUGCUUGCACCUUUACACUUUUCUCCUCAUGCCUCCUGAACUGCUCAAGAGAAGGACAAUACUACCUUAAAGCACCUGGAAUCAAAACUGCAGAUAUGGGUUAUUAUGUCCUAGAGUUUAGAACGCUCUGUGGCCAAAAUGCAUUUCCAUCCAUCCAUCUUUGACUACUGGACUAGUUAAUUCAUUUAGUCUUUUGCCCAAAUCAGAUCCUCAAAGAUUAUACAUGCUCACACCUAAUAACUGUGUGUUCAAACCCUGCAUUAGUGGUGACUGCACAUGCAGACUGGUAUUUUCAUGCACAAAUCUCCAUUUGCACACACAAUUGCUUAGUCUAUGGGCAAAUUAGCACCCAAAUGUAGAAAAUUUUACCUUAAAUGACUAGAAGACUGGGUAAUGUAGAAGUUUCCAGAGACCAAGGAAAUUGAAGAGACCUAUCCCAAAGAGAGAUAAAAGUGCAGAGAAGAGAAAAACAGAUUCCUUCCCACUGAAGUUGGGGAGAAGGUGGAGGAGGCCAUGACUUGUAACUCUUAGCUUUGAGGACAUCCUUCCAAUGCCCACCACUAAGGAUACAAUUAUGUCACAGAAGUCAUGGAUUCUGUCACUUUCACAGACUGCCAUGACAUUUUCCGCGUCAGCCCCAAGGUAGCAGGGGGCCGGAGCUGUCAGCCAGCGGGGGCCCUGGAGCUCCGAGCAGCACCAGGCUGUGAGGGCCCCAGAACUCUCAGCCACUGCAGGUGGCAGGAGGCCCCAGAGGGUGCUGGGAGUACCUGGGGGGCCACCCACAGGUGGUGGGGGCACCCGGAGGGCAGCGAGCAGCAGGGGCCCCUGUCCAUGACUUUUACUAAAAAUAACCGUGACAAAAUCUUCACCUUGCCCAUCACACACAGUGAGAUCAAAAUGUGGUGCUUGUCUAGCUGGGAUAUAUAUUGCUUAUUAUAUAAGAAAAUGAUUAUGAAUAUGUUAUGUACAGAAUAUGCAUAUAGCCACUUAACCAACAUCUUAAAGGCAUAUAAUAUAUUGGUACGAGUAUAAUAAGUUUUUAAAUUGUGUUCUGAACAUUCUUUUCUCAUCAAGUCCACCUGAAGUCGGAAAGG
Caretta caretta (loggerhead turtle) is the source of this 2813-nucleotide messenger RNA. It is a transcript of the gene CMKLR1, whose product is annotated as chemerin chemokine-like receptor 1. NCBI's taxonomy places the organism in Eukaryota, Metazoa, Chordata, Testudines, Cheloniidae. Gene Ontology annotation, biological process: phospholipase C-activating G protein-coupled receptor signaling pathway; inflammatory response; complement receptor mediated signaling pathway. The record is from RefSeq and is a predicted model, not a curated record. Gene Ontology annotation, cellular component: plasma membrane. Gene Ontology annotation, molecular function: G protein-coupled receptor activity; complement receptor activity.